Molecule: messenger RNA, 1239 nt
Organism: Xenia sp. Carnegie-2017
Lineage: Eukaryota; Metazoa; Cnidaria; Anthozoa; Malacalcyonacea; Xeniidae
Exons: 9
Coding region: 50-1063 (337 amino acids)
Molecular function (GO): S-adenosylmethionine-dependent methyltransferase activity
Source: RefSeq, a predicted model, not a curated record
UCGAAUCCACUUGGUUCCCUUGGUUCUUUUUGUUCUGUCAAAGAGAGUUAUGGAGAGUGACCAGUCAGGAAAAAAUCUCUGGGUUGCAAAACAAAAGUUUGUUUCUCUUCUGUCAACACUUUCAACUGGAGAUGAUAAAGAUUUUUUGGAUUGGGUAAUAGAACAGUAUUCAAUGUUGUUAACUGGAGAUGGAUCAUAUGCAUAUGGAAACAAGUCAAUGGCACCUUUUUACCAAGAGUAUCUUAAUGGGGAACAAAAACUGCUCUCUAUUAAAGAAGAUCUUUGUAGUCAACUUCCUUUUGAUGGUUCAUGUUCUUCAGAGACUGUUUAUCAACCAGAAGUUGGCAAGAACUCAGAUUGUGAUCCAACUACAACUGUUGUCAUUGAUUCAUUUCUUUAUGAUGAAGAUGAUAUUGAAAUGUUAUGUGAUCAAAAUCUCUUCAAUAGAAAUUAUUGUAAGAAAUGUGGUUCUCAUAAUACAGCUCCAUUAACCUUGAUUUCACACUCCAUGUCUGUGCUACAGAUGAAAUACAUUUUUAAGAAUGCUUUGCCCAAAUUAGGAUAUAUACCUGAUGCCACUAUCCUUGAUGUUGGUUCUCGCUUAGGUGCUGUUUUAUAUGGAGCGUACUUCUUUAGCCAUUGUAAAAGAAUCGUUGGUGUUGAAAUGAAUAAAGAACUUUGCCUCCUACAAAAUCAAAUCAUACACAAGUAUUCACUUGGUGAUAGAAUUGAGGUAUUUUGCAAUGAUAUUUGUAAUGCUGGGAUGCUUUUACAAGAAGCUGAUAUUAUUAUAUUGAACAAUACAUUUGAAUUCUUCUUAAAAAGAGAUGCUCAGAUAAGCACAUGGAAAAAUAUAAGACGAAACUUAUCAAAAUCUGGUUCUAUUCUGAUUACAAUUCCCAGCUUAGAAGAAUCUCUAUGUAUUGGUGAUGGAGGAAAGGAAAUAAUGGAUAUACACAGUUGGCUUGUGCCUUUGAUUGUGAAUGCAAAUGAUUUGUCCCUUAAUUAUUCUGAAGAUGAUUUACAGGAGCUGAACAUGAUACAUUUUUACAAAGUAAAAUGAAAUCCCACCUACCAAACAUUAGAACAUUGACAUAUUUACAUGAAAUAGAAAAUUUAAUUAAAUCUUAUCAGUGUAAAUGGCAAGUAGUAACGUGAAGAUCAUUGACACCGAAGACCAUACAAAACACAGCUAAAAUUGAAAAAAAUACAGUAAACACGAUUGGUUGUUGUGAGAAA